AUGAUUUCACUGAGUUACUGCGGCGUUGGCACGGCGGCCCGGUGUCCGCGGCCGAGUGCGAGGCGAAGGAUUUCCUCUGGCCUCACAUCCUUCUUCCUCUCUGCCUCUGAGGAGUUCCCCUGCUUCACACUCACACCUCCUCUCGCUCCAGUCCCCGCCUCAGCCAAUCACCACCCUGCAGACCUCAUUCUCUCGCUUUCCUCGCUCCUUUCUGCAGCACUGAACGAGCCACAGCCACUGGGGGUCAUCGUUCCUCAUGGCUCUUGGGCUCCACGGCCUGGGUUUAAACUCUCCUCUCAGUAUGCUUCAGGUAUCACCUCCAAAGGAAAGUGA
Molecule: messenger RNA, 333 nt
Organism: Knipowitschia caucasica
Lineage: Eukaryota; Metazoa; Chordata; Actinopteri; Gobiiformes; Gobiidae
Source: the annotation of a GenBank genome assembly